AUGAAUCGAAUAGGGAUGCUAUCGUUUCACUCAUGUGGAUGUUGCCGCGUUUCAACAUCCAGAGCGUUUCAUUUCCAAUUCCGAAGCUCACCUCCUUCUGCACUCUUUCUCUCAGCUACGAGCUAUAAAUUUCGUUCUGCCGUAGCGAGCAUUGGUUCUGGUUUCACCGGCGACUCAGACUUCGAUGGAGAGCGAAAAUUGAACUUCUCUGGUGUGCGGUUGGAAGAGGCUGUCGAUAGCGGAAUAGGAUCUGGAAAACUCAGACUCGAUAAUUGGAUCUCUUCCCGCAUCAGUGGAAUUAGUAGAGCACGCGUUCAAUCAAGUAUCAAAUCGGGACUCGUACUCGUAAAUGGCCGCGUCGUCGAUAAGGCUUCUUUCAAUGUCAAAGCUGGGGAUCAGAUCAGAUGCACAAUCGCAGAGUUGCAGAAGUUGAGGGCUGUGCCAGAAAAUAUACCUUUGGAUAUAGUUUAUGAAGAUGAGCAUGUUCUAGUCAUAAAUAAACCUGCACACAUGGUUGUGCAUCCAGCUCCUGGAAAUACGUCUGGGACACUUGUCAAUGGCAUUCUUCACCAUUGCAACCUUCCAAAUGUUGAAUUUUUUAAAGAGGAAGUUCUUUCAGAUACAGAAUAUUCUGAUGAUGAGUUGAAUAGCUAUGGCUCCAUGGCAAGUUCUUGUGAUGAAUCACAUUCUAGAUUGUCUAUGGCAUCAAUUCGCCCAGGGAUUGUACACAGAUUGGACAAAGGCACAAGUGGGCUACUUGUUGUUGCAAAGGAUGAGCAUUCACAUUUGAAAUUAUCUGAGCAAUUCAAGCAACGAACCAUCAAGAGGGUUUAUGUUAGUCUCACUGCUGGGGUACCCACUCCAGUUGCUGGGCGUGUUGAGGUUCCAGUUGGCCGUGAUCUUAAUAACCGGCUGCGUAUGACUGCUGUAACUGGACCAGUUAAUUCUAGAAAGGCCCGUCAUGCUGCUAGUAGGUACAAAGUAAUUGAGAUACUGGCUGGGGGAAGUUGUUCAUUGGUUGAGUGGAAAUUGGAAACUGGACGCACUCAUCAGAUCCGUGCACAUGCGAAGUAUUUGGGAGUUCCUUUAGUGGGUGAUGAGGUGUAUGGAGGGACAAAAAACAUGGUCUUGUCACUGCUUAGGCCGCGAACUCCCAUCAGUUUGCAUGGCAAAAUUGUACAGUUGGUUUCAAGACUAGGUAGGCCUUGCCUUCAUGCUUUGACGCUCGGGUUUCAGCAUCCCCAUACAGGGGAGCAGGUGCACUUUUCAUGUGAACCCCCUGCAGACUUCGAUGAGAUUUUGAGCCAGCUUCGUAGAAUUGGUAGUGAGAGGGUUUCUCUCUCAAAGCGUUCAAAUUUAUGA
This is a messenger RNA of Sphenostylis stenocarpa, 1362 nucleotides long. NCBI's taxonomy places the organism in Eukaryota, Viridiplantae, Streptophyta, Magnoliopsida, Fabales, Fabaceae. The record is from the annotation of a GenBank genome assembly.